AUGCGCCACGGCACGCGCAAUUGGGGCCUGCUGCAGCGGAGCCGCGAGCUGCCUCUCCGGGACAACAAGGCCUGCUGCAACCGCUUCAUCCUCCUUAAGAAGCGAUUCCUGGAGCAGCAACGCCUGCAGACUGCCACCGACGCUACCACCAACACCAACACCACCGCUGCCAACACCAUCACCACCGCUGCCAACACCAACUCCACCGCUGCAGCUCCGGCCACGGAAUCUGCAACCCCAGGCAACGACGCUAGGGCUUCUGUAGGGUCGAAACGCGUCUCCAACGCUGCUGCUUCCUCCUCUGCACCGAAACGAAGCCCUUCCUCUGCGUCCCUUGCUGCUGCUGACGCCUCUGCUGCUGCUGCUGCUGCUACUACUUCUGCUGCUGCGGCUGCUGACGCAGCUAUCCUCUCAGAGAGAGUGCAGAGUCUACAGAAGAAAGAGGAGCAACAGGAGAAGGAAGAGGAGGAGGAGAAACCGGACCUGCAGGUUUGGUCUGCUACCUCCCCGAAUCAGAAACCGGACCUGGUUCCUUCCUCCCACCUCUCUGCUUCGGCUCCUCCCAGCCCUGCUGCCGGACCUGUUGUACCUGCUGCUUCCGAGCCAGUUCUUCCCAGGUCGGUUGCUUCCGAGCCUGCUUCUCCAAUCCUGCCCCGGGCGUAUUCUGUUGGAGGUGCCACGUCAGUCUUGGUCUCGGGCCAAUCAUUGCUGGACAAAUCCCUUAUUGAGAAGAAGGUUCUGGAGCAGCAACCUGAGCUGUUGAUCGAUACUAGCCCGCUAAAUCAGUCGAUCUUGAGCGUCCAAUUGGCGGAGCUAUUCCAUUUGGAUCUAGCAGCAGCUGCUACAGGCGGUGAGGCUACAGCGUAUAAUACCGCUACAAAUACUACAGAUGCUACAGAAGCUGCUGCUGCUGCUGCUGCUGCUGCUACGGAUGGCGCUACAGCUGGUGCUGCUACAGCUGGUGCGUGUGAAGGCAGCGGCGUGGGGAUGGUGGUGGAUAGGAAGAGGAAAGAAGCGCCUACAGAUAUGGGUCAGCCUGGCGAAAGCGUCGUCAAGAGACUCGUGCGCGAUGGGGAUGGGAGAGGAGGAGUGGGAGGAGGUAGAGGUGAGGGAGGUGAGGUGGGGGGAAGUGGGGACGGGGUGACAGGUGCGCUGCUGAGUACCUGGAACGAGCUUGGAGCAUGUGAGGAGGGGCGAGGAGGAGAAGGGAAGGGUAAUAGUGCUAUCGAGUGCGCUAAUAUGGGGUUUAGUGUGGGUAAGGAGGAUGGGACGGGAGGUGGUGUCACUGGUGUGACUAAAUCGAAUGGAGAGGGAAGUGGUGGUGGAGUGACAGAACGGAAUGAGGAGGAUGGUGGCAGUGGAGGGGUGACUAAUACGAAUGGCGAGGGCGGUAGUGGUGGAGGUGUGACUAUAGGCGAUAUGUUUAAGACUUUGCUGCAUGCGAAUGCACAGCAUGUGGCUGCUGCCAUUCUGGAUUGGAAGGAUCGGGUGUGUGGUUCGGAUGACAGGCAUGUGCCGAACCUGGCUGCUGCAGUGAAGCUGAGGGAUGUGGGGCCGGUAGGUUCGGUGCAGCGUGGUUUGGUGCAGCAUGGCUCGGUGCAGCGUGGUUCGCAAUGGCAGCAGACCCGCGGCCCUUUCUACCCUCUCUCCCGCCCCUCCUCCUCCUUCCGCGCCCCACCUCCUCUCCUCCCCUCCCUCCCCCUCACCUCCUCUCAUCCCUCAUCCAAUCACACUCUGCAGAAUCAAACUCUGCAUAAUCACACUCCGUAUAGUCAUGCUUUGUUCAGUCACUUUCCUCCUAUUGGCUCUCCUAAACCUAGCUCGCCCGCCAUUGGCUCGCCAGCCGUCGGCUCCUGCGGGCCCCCUCCCAUCUCCUCACCCUCCGCCGCUGCUGCCACGUCAGCAUCUCAAUCCGCUGCCACCACGUCAGCAUCUCAAUCCGCCGCUGCCACGUCAGCACCCGUAUCCACAGCUGCUGCUGCAAGAGACACGCAAGAAGCUGACGAGUUGUAUAUUGAGGAGGAGGGCGGAGAGAGGGGUGCGAGACGGGAAGAGCAGGUGAAGGGGGGUGGAGAGAAGGGCACAGCACAUGGGGGUGUGAGUGUGGGGCAGCCACAGGAGCAGGGAGAAUUCGAGGUGGGGAAGCAUGGGCCAGCCAGGGAUGGCGGGAGGGGACAAGUCAGGGACCCAGACGAAGGGGUGAUGGUGGGAGUGGUGGGGGGAAUGGUGGGGGGUCAUCACACGUCCCCCCUUCCGCCGUCUGCUUUGCUCGGUGUGUCAGAGGAUGACGUCAUUAGCCUGCUGGUUGCUGACUGGGCGGCGGAAGACGCUGACCUGGCAAUGCGUGCUGAGCUGGCAGCAGCUGACGUGGAACCACCAUUACCACUGCCACCAGCCAGUCACGGUGGAGUGAGGGGGAUGCAGCCACAGGAGAGUGGCAGGAUGGCACAAAGUGGUAUGUUGAACAGUAAUAGACCUGCCACCGCCACCACUUCGACUGAUCCUGCCCCUCCUGCUUCCCUCAGCAUCUUACCUGCUACUGACCUGACUCCUCUCCCAGCCGGGCAGAACCUCACUGCACCGCACACCAUCGCUCAUAAUGGUCCGUAUGAGUGGUCUGCGUAUAUCCGGCCUGCUCUGUCUGCUCCGGGGCAUGUGCGGCUGCCACGUGUACAUUCCACUGGACCUGAAACUGCCACGUCAGGUUGUGAUGCUGCCACAUCACACCAUGGCAUGAUGACAGGUUACCACCAAUAUGCCACGUCACACCUUGGGAGGGAUUCUAGAAACUUCCGAGGUGCAGGAGCAGCAGGGGGCCUUGGGGAGACAGAAGAGCAGAUGACUAACCUGGUAGAGGGAUCGAUGCUAUGGGGGAUGGCAGGUCAGCUUGCUGACACCAUGCCAGCUGCCGCUGCUGCUGCCGGUGCUGCUACGACGCACACACCCCAUGCGUGCCCAGUGCAUGGAGCUGCUGUUGCUGCUGCACACACACUGGGAUCGAGCCCCUACAUGCACACCCCACAGCUCUCCGGCCCUGCUCCCUCCGCUCCCACCAUGUACGCCUUGUUGCGCUCCCACUCGCCAACGCUCGCCCAUUGCUGGUAG
This is a messenger RNA of Closterium sp. NIES-65, 3105 nucleotides long. The record is from the annotation of a GenBank genome assembly. NCBI's taxonomy places the organism in Eukaryota, Viridiplantae, Streptophyta, Zygnematophyceae, Desmidiales, Closteriaceae.